AUGGAUGCUGAAGAAUUGGAGAAGAGAGAGCAGCUUGAGCACUGGCUAAUGCAGCAACCACUGGAGAAAAGAAAACUUGACCAAAGCGAUCGACAAGUUGCAAUGCUUGCAGGUAAUGAGCAAACUGUGCAUAUAAGGAUUAUGGCUAUUGUCGACCGCUUAAAAUCAACGCUUAUGUGCAAUAAAACCCAGGGGCUACGAUUGAAGGUACCUAAUCGUUAG
Strongylus vulgaris is the source of this 222-nucleotide messenger RNA. NCBI's taxonomy places the organism in Eukaryota, Metazoa, Nematoda, Chromadorea, Rhabditida, Strongylidae. The record is from the annotation of a GenBank genome assembly.